UUAUUAUUUCUAAGUACGACCCAAAAACCCCUCUUAUCUCCUGCUCUACACACACCCUCAGCUUAUAACUUCAGUCUUCAGACCUCACUCCACUACGUACUGUAAAACAGACACUAAUUAAUGGAAGUUUUCUCUCACUAUUCGUCCGAGUCCGAGAGUCCUACUGGCAGUUUCGGCGCGUUGCACUUGUCGGACGAGGAGCGUCAGCUGGCCUCCAGGAACCCGAAGAAGCGGGCGGGGAGGAAGAAGUUCAAAGAGACCAGGCACCCGGUGUACCGGGGAGUGAGGAGGAGGAACUCCGGCAAGUGGGUCUGCGAGGUGCGGGAGCCCAACAAGCAGUCCAGGAUAUGGCUGGGGACUUUUCCCACGGCCGAGAUGGCUGCGCGCGCCCACGACGUGGCGGCGAUAGCGCUGCGUGGCAGCUCCGCCUGCCUCAACUUCGCCGACUCGUCGUGGCGGCUGCCCGUGCCGGCCUCGGGGACGCCGAAGGACAUUCAGCGGGCGGCGGCAGAGGCGGCAGAGGUGUUUCGGCCUUCGGAUGCGACGAAGCCCGCCGUGGAAGAGAGAGAACCGUCGUCGGAGGGCGUGUUCUUCAUGGACGAGGAGGCAGUCUUCAGCAUGCCUAGUUUGCUGACAAAUAUGGCUGAGGGGAUGCUCUUGCCUCCGCCUCACUGUGUGGGCAAUGAUGGGUAUGGCGGGGAUGACAUGGAAGCCGAUGCCGUCGUUUCAUUGUGGAGUUACUCAAUAUAAUCUGAUCGUUAUUCCUAUUGUGUUAUGAUUAUAUAUAUAACGUAAUCAUGAUAUAUAAAUAGUUUUAGAAUACUGCAGAAUGGGUAGUUGGAGAUUUUCGUUGUUCAGGGAAAGACAACUUUUACUCCGUACUUGGGUUUUUUUUGUUAAGUCCGGAUAGUAUUUGUAAUCUCCCUCUCCAGUAUAUUGCUCGGAAGAAAAAAGAAAAAAAAAAUAAUGUUUAAUGGCAAAGCCAUAUCUUUUAUGCAGAAAAUAUUAUUAUUAA
This is a messenger RNA of Alnus glutinosa, 1015 nucleotides long. Its product is annotated as dehydration-responsive element-binding protein 1D-like. The coding region runs from base 121 to 750 and encodes 209 amino acids. The record is from RefSeq and is a predicted model, not a curated record. The transcript has a single exon. Gene Ontology annotation, molecular function: DNA-binding transcription factor activity; DNA binding. Gene Ontology annotation, biological process: regulation of DNA-templated transcription. Lineage: Eukaryota; Viridiplantae; Streptophyta; Magnoliopsida; Fagales; Betulaceae.